AUGAGCACUGCGAUAGAUGUCGAGGAUGACUUUAGGGACCUUAGUCCUGCCGCUCGUACUGAGGCGACGGCUAGUCUGCUCUCACAAUUCGCCGAUCGCAUGCUUGAUAACAAUAAACGCAUCUUUGACAGGGUAUUGGACAUGAUUGCCGAAACAGAAGGCGACGAAAAGCUGCACCUGGAUAUGCUGGCAACGCAUUUGGCGAUGGAAACUUCGGAGGUCGUCGACGUUAAAUCAUGGAACAACACUGAAAUCACCAGUUUAAGCGACUACAAAGCUUGGUCCCGCCUCGGUCACGAUUCAGGCCUUUGUCCGUGGAAGCACGGCUCGAGCGAAUAUAUCACAACAUUCUUAGGGUACUUGCAGAAAGCUAUAUGCGAAAAUGCAUCUAGAGAUUUGCUGGCCGAUGCAGCAGAAACACUCGAGCUGCCAAUUGAUUUCUGCGAGUUUCUCAAGCAUACCGCCGGCGUUGUCUAUCCAAACCUGGAUCGCCAGAUGUUCGUUUGCAGUUUUGGAACCAACACAUACGACAUCCAAGGGCAGGCCCAGCCUCUAGACAAAAUAUGCAGGGUUGCCGGUCCGGAUGGUUUCACAGUGGCUGCUGGCUGGGCGGCUGGUGACAAUGAUCGAAGCUGUUGGAUACAUUAUCUCCUGUGCAGACGAGUUACGGAGCCGGAUGGGCCAUGGCGAUGGAGAAUCUUCAUUAACAACAUCGAUUUCCACGAUCGCGGCUAUUACGAAAGUCUUCGUGACUUUCUCAGUUGGUAUUGCAACGCAUACGACUGGGUUGAUUGGGAAGCUGUACAGCAAGGCAUAGCUACUCUGCACCAAGAGUGUAAGGAGGCCUUAGAGGAAGAGGAAGAUGAAGAACAGACUUCAGAAGAAGAGACUGAAGAACAAACGUCAGACGAAGAAUCUGAUUGA
Molecule: messenger RNA, 924 nt
Organism: Aureobasidium musti
Lineage: Eukaryota; Fungi; Ascomycota; Dothideomycetes; Dothideales; Saccotheciaceae
Source: the annotation of a GenBank genome assembly